GGCUGCAGGCUACAAAGCCUGACGUGUUGGCAGCUUCAUCUGCCUUUGCCUUCACUCAUCCGCCUCUGAUACCUAGAGACUAGCUGUGAAAAUUAACCUCAUUUGUUGCUAUCAACUCGCUAAUCCCCGCUGCAAUGCGCUUUAUGCUACCAUCGCUUGUUCUGGUUGUUGGACUAGGCCAAGUCGGCGUGGGAACCUGGGUGAUUAAUUUCUACGAAAAGGGUUGCCCCCAGGAUGGCGACUCAACCGAUCCCAAUCUUGUCAAGGUUGGGUCCACAUCCGGACAGGCAGACCAACAGAUAUGGUGUUACAGAGUCGACUCGGCUCACACGGCGGUCUUGACCGGCAUCGAAGCCGACAACAUGAAGGUUGAGCUCUUUGCUGACUGGCAAUGCCUCAACCUCAUGGAGUCGUGGACAACUGAUGGGUGCAUUGCAGUCUAUUCGGAAGAACAUACUGUCAUCGCAGCGGCCAGGAUCAUGCCCAACUGAGCCCGGAGGGGGUUCUCCUGUUUGACUAUCAUCCGUGUCUAUUGGCGGGUAUUCUAACUUGAUGGAAACUUGGCUUGCUACUUGCUUGCCCUUGAGCUGGAAGCUGAGAGGUC
This is a messenger RNA of Chaetomium strumarium, 604 nucleotides long. RefSeq lists its product as uncharacterized. The transcript has 3 exons. Lineage: Eukaryota; Fungi; Ascomycota; Sordariomycetes; Sordariales; Chaetomiaceae. The coding region runs from base 135 to 491 and encodes 118 amino acids. The record is from RefSeq and is a predicted model, not a curated record.